This is a messenger RNA of Cyanistes caeruleus (blue tit), 1573 nucleotides long. It is a transcript of the gene SLC51B, whose product is annotated as SLC51 subunit beta. NCBI's taxonomy places the organism in Eukaryota, Metazoa, Chordata, Aves, Passeriformes, Paridae. Gene Ontology annotation, cellular component: plasma membrane. The record is from RefSeq and is a predicted model, not a curated record. Gene Ontology annotation, biological process: bile acid and bile salt transport. Gene Ontology annotation, molecular function: transmembrane transporter activity; protein heterodimerization activity.
AAAAAUAAUAAAAAAAUCUGUCUUUCCUGCUGCAUUUGAACUCUGCUUUUGUACAUGGAAAGAAAAAAAACCCAACCCUGAAUGUUUAGUUAUUCUGUAACCAGGCAUUUCAGGUCAAAGACACUGAAGGGAUCAAAAAAGAUAAGCAAAAUUAAAACACCAAGGUCAGAGAAAUUCUUCCCAAGAGUAGUGAAGACAAAUCCGAGGAGGAAACAGAACACAAAUCAGAUCUUAUCUCCACUUUGCUUCCUGGCCAAAGAUGCUGAAAGUAUCUCCAAGAAGUAAAAAAGAUAUCUCCCAUUAACCAGUGCCAGUGUUGUCAGGGGAGACACAGAAUCACAUACUCACACCCUGGCUGGAGAGGAGUGCUCCUGAACGCUUUUGUCAUUCUCUGGAAAAGGGGCUGGAGUGUACCUCACCUGUUGGACUGGCCUUCACACAUGACUCAGGAGCAGAAUGAAUCACAGCUCGUAGCAUACUCAGAGCAAGAGCACAGGGAACCUUGUAUUACACCACGGUGCUCAGAGGAGAUGUCUUCGGAUGACAGGGCUUAAAGAAGAAAUGUAGCUUCCUCCCUGCUGGGAACUGCAUGUUUCUGGAAUCUCCACAUUGAAGAAAUACUGUGAAGGCGUGAUCCAUCCCACCUGCAUAUUCAAAUAUGAAGUUCUUCUGGAUAAUUCCAUUUUUCCUGCUGCAAGCUGAGGCAGAGCACAAGUACCUCCCAACCACCCUGGCCAGCACACACGUGGACGAGCACACAGCAGGCAAUGUUACCCUUCCACUGGGCUUGGAACCGGAACAGCUGGAGGAGCUGCUCUGGUUCUUCCGCAGAGAAGACCCCUCAACAUGGAAUUACUCUGUUCUUGCGCUUUCCCUUGCGACCAUGAUUUUGGGUCUUGUUCUUCUGACCAUUAACAUUGUGCGAAACAGGAAAAGGAAGACUCUCGUAAACGGAGAAGCAUCAGAAACCACACAGGAGGCGGACCUGGAUGCCAAGCAAGCCCUGGUGCCUGUGCAGGAAUACAGCCCGGCCAAGCCACUAAAGCAGGAGCCAGGGCCCCAGGACCAGAGACCAGGGGAUGUGACAGUGCAGUGGAAGGACGGGACUGUCACAUCCCUGUACACAGAGAUGUCUGAGGAGGCCAUAUAGUGGCAGCUGAAGUCAGCCCAUUUAGGCCUUAAGGAAGGCAUUGAAAUCUCAGUUCAUAGAGGUGCAAGUUUAAAAAUGCAGUUUUGCCUGGGGAAAGAAAAGGGUGAAACAAGAAAGCAGCAGAGUUGCACCUGCAGGAGGGGCCCUGAGCUCAGCUGCUGCCUGGCUGGUGUUCCCUCACUGCUCUCGGCUGCUUCCAGCCUUCCCUCCAGUGCCAGCUUCGUCUCCUCCCUCAGGUGCUGCAAACAGGUGGGAGCUGAGCCAGGAGAGGAAGUGGGAAGCUUGGCCUGCUGUCAGCCAGGGAAAGCACCCUCACUUCCCAUCAGGAAAACAGCAAUACUGAAGCUGAGGCAUUUUUAUUCUUUUCAGAAUCUUCUUUAUUAAAAUACUUUCCAAAGUGGUUGAUCAAACUGCCAUAUUGAA